GCUCUUUCCUGUCCUUUUUCCUCUCUAUCCACGCAAACUCAUUUUUCACCGACCACUACUCAGGCAAAGAUGACAGAGGAUAGCCAACACCAGCCAUCUCAACCAGACAGUCCACAGCAAACACUUCAACCGAGUAGUCCGCAGCAAACACCUCGGCAGAGCAAUACCCAAAAAUCAUUUCCUCUGGACAGCUUUGUUACUCCGACAUGUAAACGGACAUUGGCAUCCUAUACUUAUGAGGGUAUUUCGGCAACAACAUUGGAUCAGUCGCCGUAUUUUCAAAGGAGAUACCAGAACAAAGAUGCAGAGUCGAAAAAGGCGAGGCUCACCGGCGUGUUGGAGAACAGUCCAUUUGUUCAGAAGACAACAAACGCGACUGUCUUCUCCAACAUGUCCAUGGUCCAGUCGGAUCACACGGCUGAGAGGGACACCGAGAGUAUGGUGUUCGCCAAAGGUCGUGUGGUCGAGAAUGAGGAUAGCGUUUUCGAAUUCUGCCGCCCACGCUCGGUGGCACUGCGUAGUGUUGCGAGCGACAUCACUGCACAUGUUUCAGCAGAGCUGGAGAACCGCCUUAGCGCUGGACCGGCCGGUGGUGCAGGGGGUGAGCCUAUUCCUGCUGCCAGCUUGCCGAAUUUGCAGCAGCACCAGCCGAGAUAUGCGACAAAGGACCCCCUGGAGGAAGUCAGCAACUGGCUUAGACUGCUGAAAAAAGGGAAGGUCGCUGAGACUAAAACGUAUUUCCCGAUUCAGCAAUUCUUACUGUUUUCCAUGCGCGAGAUCGACGGUCAAGUCGAAGACCGUCAGAAGGACCGUGAUCUUGGCCGCCUGCUGCAAGACUAUUGCCGAAUCCUUCCCUUCAAGAACGUCGACACCGGUCCACAAGGCAAGGACGACCAGCGGCGUGUUGACAUUGGCCUGUACGCACAGGGUGUCAGCGACGACUUCUCCUUUGACAGCGUUGAGGUCCAGCAGGACAUUGACUACAGCAGCACAUUUGCUGUGAUUGAAGUCAAGCCUGACAGUUUGGCUGCAUCGGUCCGGCAGGCGCUUGCUCAAUUGCUGCUUUACAGCAGAAACAUAUAUGCGAUGCAGCCAAAUCGCCGCUUCAUCUGGGGCAUCACAAUGUGCGGAAAUGAGGUGCGCACAUGUCUGUUUUCCAACGAUGUCGUCUUUUCGUCCAGUGCCAUCGACAUAACAACAGCAGCUGGUCGUCGGCAGUUCGUCGAGCUUCUCGUCAACUUUUCGCUGUGCGAGGUUGAUCAGCUGGGCUACGACCCAACGAUCCGCUGGCGCCCUGAGCACAAUUGCUGGGCCAUCGAAGGUCCCGACACUGCGGGCAAGUCGUCGGGCACCACAACAGUGAAAACGUACUACUCUGACAAGCAGCUCCUGUCCAGUGCGGACGAGCUCUUCGGUCGGCACAGGCGAUGCUUUUUGGUGACAGACGAGAAACCCACUGGCAACGGCAUUGCACCCAAGUUCAUUCUGAAGGAUGCGUGGCCGGAGGCUGAGGAGGAUCCUGCCCAGGACAAGCGGAGCGAAAUCAGGUUCAUGCACCAUAUCGCUACAGAGUUGGCGCAGUCGGAUGUCGAGGACCUAGUCUAUCCCAAGCUCCAUGCUGGCGACCGAGUCCACAUCGAUGCCAACGGCGAGGUCUUCGAGGACAAUGUGAAGAACAUACUGGGCUCGCUGUUUUCGCUGCGCAAACCAGAUGGAGGCGCAAUUCCGUUCCGCGUACACACGCGUGUCAUCAUGGACAACAUUGGAAAACCACUGAAGCACGUAGAGUCAGUGCACGAGCUCAUAGUGGUUCUCGGUGACGCGAUGCGCUGUCACUCGGAGAUCCUGAAGCGGUGCAGCAUCCUCCAUCGUUGCAUCACUGACAGCAACAUCCUUGUAGUGCGUGAGGAAGGAAAGCCAGUGCGCGGGCUACUCAUCGACUUUGACAGUGCCCUGGAGGUCGGACAGGUCCGAGCACCAGUACGCAGCGAGCAGACAGGUGCGCUCCCAUAUGCAAGCAUCAACCGCUUGCUUGCGUCAGACGUCGAGCAGACAGAGUUGGACGACUGGGAGUCGCUGGUCUACCUAAUCUGCUGGUACGCAACGAUUGGGAUUUGCAGGGAUAAGAAAGAUAGGCGACACCCCGCGAGUAUGAGGGGCUUGGCAAUCAGCAAGUGGCGAAACGGAACUCCUAAGGAAAUCGGUGAAGCCAAGAGGAAUAAUUUGGACACUCUUAAUUCUAUCGGCGGUAAGAUCAUUGAAUACUUCCACCUCGUCAAGGAUAUUGAUGUCCUGCAAACCCUGGUGGAGGAUAUCUAUAUGGAUUUGUUCCAAAAUGCGAACCUGCGUAAGGAUGGCACGUGCGAUGGGAGUCGUUACAGAGGCUCGGAGCUUCAGAUAAAUAGAAAAAUGGGUAUAAAGCGUAACCCAUUCAAGGAGCGCUUGGAGAAGAAGAGCGAGAUCACCACAGCACUGUUGAAGACGAUGACCGAAGCCUGGAAGAGCUCACGGAACAUUUGCAUUGCAUAGUCUCAAGGCAACAAGUAAAUAUUUUCAAUCACUUCAUUUGUCACUAUAAAACAC
Linderina pennispora is the source of this 2583-nucleotide messenger RNA. RefSeq lists its product as uncharacterized. The coding region runs from base 70 to 2529 and encodes 819 amino acids. The transcript is spliced from 2 exons. NCBI's taxonomy places the organism in Eukaryota, Fungi, Kickxellomycota, Kickxellomycetes, Kickxellales, Kickxellaceae. The record is from RefSeq and is a predicted model, not a curated record.